Molecule: messenger RNA, 1833 nt
Organism: Rotaria sp. Silwood1
Lineage: Eukaryota; Metazoa; Rotifera; Eurotatoria; Philodinida; Philodinidae
Source: the annotation of a GenBank genome assembly
AUGACGAAUCCAAUUGAUCAAGAAUUUCUUUUCUAUCAAAUAACUCAUUUUAAAGAAAAACGAAAAUGGUCAUCUUCACCAUCAUCAACAACAUCACAAGUCAAUCGACGAUUAGAAGUUCUACGUAGUGGACAAAGAAAUUUAUGGGACGAUGAUGAUGAUGAUAGUGACCUUGAACCAUAUGUGAAAUCAAAAAAACCUACAACUAGUAAUAAAACAUAUAUUGUUCUAUCGGAUUCAGAUACUGAGAAAACAUCAUCUAGACCACGAUCAAAAAGUAAGAAAUCAAAGAAAAAAUCAACUCGUACUUAUGAUGAAAGUUUAACAUCAGACAAUGAUCAUAAGCAAAAAUCAAAAUGUGUUACUUGUUUAAUUUGUUCUAUUCUUACAACAUUAACAUCAUAUAAUUGUUGUUCAAAACAUUUAUCAUUACUUAUUAAUAAUAAAAAUUCUCAUGACAAUCAUCAGAAACAAACAAUUAAUACAAAUCAAUGGCCACCAAAGCAAGUUAUGAUUGUACCAAUAACAGAUGAUCUUAUUCAACGUUAUAUCAAUCCACAAGAAUUUGUUCAUAUUAAAACAUCAACAUCAACACCAUCAAUACAUACAAAAUCUGUACAAUCUAAAAGACCAAUUCGAAAAUCAUCAAAAAACUCAAGAAUAGCAUCAGAAUCAUCCGAUGCUGAACAUUCAAUUAUUAAUAAAACAAAAUCGUCAACAAAAUCUUCACAUGUUCAACAUGAACAACCAAACUGUUCAUCUAUUAUCGCUGAAUCAGUACGUCCACCAAAUUCUGGAAAAACUUCACAAGAUACAACAUUUACAGUUAUUACAUCAACAUCAACAUCAACAUCAACAACAAUCAAUAGUUUCGAAAGUCCGAAUAUUCUCGAUACGUGUCAAAUACAGCAAUCAUCUGAUCAACCAAUUAUUAUUUGUGACUCUCAACCCGAUACUCAACCCGAUACUCAACAAGAUAAUUUAUUAGUAUCUAAUACUCAAAAGAAUCAUACAAAUGAUCCAUGGACACCAAUUAGUGAUGAAACAUAUUCUGCUAUUGAAACAGCUCUUCAUCGAAUUGAUGAAUCGUCACAAGAGCAAAAUGAAUUUACACCAACAACAGCUCGACGUACAGCAACAGAUUUAAUGGCAUCUCGUUUACCUAAAAUACAAUUAAAAAAAGGUAGAUUUCAUCAAGGUAAACCUCUUAGUGAUAAAAGUAUAUCUGAUAAAGCAACAAAUGAAUGUCAAUCAUCAACAAUCUGUCAAUCUUCGUCUUCAACUUCAACUUCAACAUCAACAUCCAUUAUUAUUACAAAUAAUCGACCAGCACCAUCAGCAUUAGCAACUAUUAUCGAGGAUGAAUCACUUAUUAUUCAAUCAACACAUCAAAUAUCAGAUAAAUCUUCUUCACCAAAUCAUGGAUUAUCUCAACGAUCUGAACAUACAAGUGAAGGUCUUAGUGAUACUGUCAUGAGUUGUUUACUUGCUCAAGAUGAAUCAAAUGAACAUGAAAAUAUUCAUAUAGUAACAAAAGCAAUAUCUAAUGAAGUUCUUCCUUCUCAUCCUCUUCCUACUAUUAUUAUUGAAGAUUAUUCUAAUAAAAAUGCUAUUUAUAAUAAAUCAGUAGAUAUUUCUCAAUCAUCUCAAUUAACAAAUGAUCAAACUGAUCCUCAACAAUUAACUCCAUCAAUUAUGAAUGAAAAACUAACAAAGGUCCCGAGAAGAUCAUAUCGUAUGAAUCCCGAUGGAUCACGAGUUAGUAUAUCACGAUCAUCAAUAUCAAGACAUCGUCAAUCAUCAUCAACUUCAUCACGUCGAGUAAGAAAAUAA